AUGGUCAACCGCAAGACCUUCGACGCGGUGGCCGAGGUCGUUCAGGAGGACUCGGACUUCUCCACCAACUUCUUCCUCCGCCUCGUGCAGGAGGCCUGCUCAUCGGUGGCCGCUGGGGCGGGGGACCAUAAGGCCCCCAACGACGGGGAUCACGACGCCCCGGAUGAGCAAGUCGCGGGUCAGGCCCACGACGACGCCGGCGAGGGGGCGGGUUCACACGGCAAUUCGACCACCGCGCUUCACACGGGUGGGCCGGAUAAGAGCCAGAAGAUCGCCCUAUUGGCCUCUCCCCAGGGAUGCGCGCUGCUCAAGAUCGCCCUGGAGCAGCAAAGUAAGCGCCGUGCGUUUUUCGAGCACAUGCGGCUGACGCCCUCGGCGGGUUCCGCCUCCGGCACGGAGGAGCUCUUCAAGUCCUUUUUUGCCGGCAUUCUGACCUCUCGAUUUGUCUUCCGAAGCUUUCGGUUGCAGUUGGGCGAGGAGGAUUCACCGGAGGAGACGGAGACCCCCGCAAUUUCGCCGGACGAUAGCGAGAUCGACAUCCUGUGUGGCUGCUUUGCGCACUACGGCCUCACGGUGGUGAGCGGCAAUGGGGGAAGUUGUAUGGUGACUAGUCUGAUCCGGGCCCUGCGGCCGAAGUACCGCACUUUCGAGGCAGCCCUCGGCCGACGGGAUCGCAGCGCGCCGCAGGGCUCGCGCGGCGGAAAGCGCGGGAGGGAGACCCGCGAGGUGGACGACGCGUCGGGGGGGACCCCAUCGUUGCCGAAACCUCAGCAAGCCCGCACGGAGGACACCACCUCGGGUUCGAUCCUCCAGUCGGGGCAUGAGAAGCCCGACCCUAAUGCCCUCCACGCGCCGAUGAGCCUUGAGGAUUACCACGUCCCGGAGCCCCCUUUCGAUUGGCGAUUCUUUUACGCCGUGGCGUCCUCCUUUUCCAGCGGGCAGCCCGCCGUAUCGGGGCUGGCGAACGACACGGCGGUGGAGGCCCCGGCGUCGACCCCGCUGACGCGGAUUCAACUGCUUGCGGAGCACAUCGUCGCCUGCCGCUCCGUCCAGGUGAUGAUCCCGCACUUCGCGGAUGUGAUUCUCGCGGCGGAAAAGACCCCCCCGACGAGUCCGCCCCACCUCGCCUUCGUCUCGCAAUGCUCGCAGCUCCUGAAGGAGCUCGCCCACCGCGUGAAGGAGCUGGUGGUCCACAACUACGGGAAUUACGUCGCGCAGACCUUCUUUCUCGAGCUCGCCCCGCGCGCCGUCUCGGGGUCGGAGGUGGAGAACACCCUGCGGAUCGCCUUCGACGCCAUCGUGGUGAAUAUCUUCAGCAUGAGCAUGCAAAAGUUCGCGUCGAACUGCGUCGAGCGGGCGAUUAUCGCCUCGGCGAACGUCGUGGAAGGGAAUCAAAUCAUCCUCCGGCUCGCCAAAUCGCUGCUGGAGCGAGGGGAAAUGUUGAUGGUCCAGGUGGCCUCACACCAGUUCGGGAAUUACGUCGUGCGGCAUAUUUGCGAGCAGCUGACGGCCUUCGCCUCCGGGCAGGCGCCACGAAUUACCGACGGCGAACGGCAGGAGGCGGCGGCGUUGGAAGGACAGUUUUUGACCUGGCUGUCCUCCCACCGAGCGGAGCUUCAACAAACACCCUACGGUGUGGGGUUGGUGAGUUGGAUGAACAACAAACGGAAACUCGCGUAG
Molecule: messenger RNA, 1680 nt
Organism: Phytomonas sp. Hart1
Lineage: Eukaryota; Euglenozoa; Kinetoplastea; Trypanosomatida; Trypanosomatidae
Source: the annotation of a GenBank genome assembly